This is a messenger RNA of Thamnophis elegans (Western terrestrial garter snake), 2692 nucleotides long. RefSeq names its product tumor protein p53 inducible nuclear protein 2 (gene TP53INP2). Bases 1165 to 1887 code for a protein of 240 amino acids. Gene Ontology annotation, cellular component: autophagosome; nucleus. Gene Ontology annotation, biological process: positive regulation of DNA-templated transcription; autophagosome assembly. The record is from RefSeq and is a predicted model, not a curated record. NCBI's taxonomy places the organism in Eukaryota, Metazoa, Chordata, Lepidosauria, Squamata, Natricidae. The transcript has 3 exons.
UAAGAAACAGCAACAUGCUAUAAUUCCAUAUUGUGGACAGUGAUGACACUGGAAUUGUUAAUAUCAGGUCUGAGGCUAUAUUGAGGUAAUGUUUACAAUAUUGUGCCUUACAGAGGGGUUGAAACAACAAUUUCUAAAAUCUCCACCUAGUAUGGUCAAAUAUGGGACAUGUAGCACACCUUGUUGAAUCUUGCCAGGUCUCAAAAACUGAAGAGGGUGCUUGGGUGAGAGGCCAUCAAGAAAGCUCAUAGAUGUGACUAGAUUGGGGUUAGUUAAAUAAAAUAUCUCAAAGUGGCAAUGACAAAUAUGUGUUUUACUGAUACCAAGGAAAAUUACAUGGAGUUGAGUGCAACUGAAGGGAGAUUUUAACUUUUUAAUCCCAAGAGAUGGCUUCAAAUUGAAAGGAUUCAUUGGAGUAGAAAUGUUCAAGGAUAGAAUGAAAGUAAGGGGUGAGAAAACAGACAGGUAAUUGACUGAUAUCCUGAAUUAUCAACUAUAACUUGCAAUAUGAGUAUCAAAAGAGAUCCCAAAUUUGUCCUCUUAACAAAUCCAAUUCAGGGUCUUGGAACAGGAAGCAUCUUUGCAUGUUGAUGAGAGAAAACAUAUUAACAUUAAUACAAGGAGGCUGAGCAUGUAGGAAACGUUCUUCCCAAGACUGAGAGGAUCUUCAAAAAGCUGAAAUAAUCACUGAAGAAAUGUUUUCAGUAAGAGUAAGAAGGAAAGCUGCCUUACAGAGAUUAAAUUAAAAGACACCAGGAAAAGGUCAUAAUCAGAGCAAAUUAAGUUUAUGAUCCAUGUCAGUAAUACUAUUCCCUUUUUUUCUUAGGAUCAUCUGAGUUCCUUGUGAUUCAAUGCUCUUAUUUAAAUUAUUUUCUCUCUUCUCUCUUUCUCUCCACCCCACCCUUAAUCUUUAUAGGCCUUUGCACUGAAGCCAAGUGAAGAACCUUAUGAUUGCACUAUACAGAACUCAAGUCAGAUAAGACUUCAGAGGGGAAAAAUACCCUAGCGUCAGACAGCUCCUGCUUUUUUUGGAAGACUCGUCCAUCAAUUUCUCCCCAAAUUUACACCACAGAAGCACCUUCUGGCUACACACACUGAAACAAGCAUCGAUAGCUGUGCUUCCAUUUUUCUUUCAAACUCCAUAUUAAAAAUCCUUUUCCCACCAUGUUCCAGCGUUUCACCAGCCUCUUCUUCAGUGAUAGCAGCGCAGUUGAAGUCGUUGAGGAACCUAAGCCUUUUGUUUCUAAAGAGGAAGAAGAAGAUGGAUGGCUUAUUAUUGAUCUGCCAGAUAGUUUGGCUUCAAGUCUUGGCACUGAGCAGUGGGUAGGUGAGAAGGAUUCUGUUUGCGCUUCCCGUUGCCGCCAUGGGUCCCUUCCACCUACCACGUCUUCACCCCACUCCCUCAGUGACUGUGUCAGCAGGUCCAUGCCCUCUCAGCCUGACCCCUGCUUGAUGGAUGAGAGUUGGUUUGUUACUCCUCCCCCCUGUUUUACUGCAGAAGGUCCUGAUCCUGUCAGUAUGGAGAGCAGCCCCAUGGAGGACCUCUUGAUUGAGCAUCCCAGCAUGUCUGUAUAUGUCACCACCACCACCAGCAUCAUUGUGGAAAGAGAGGAUCCUGAGGAGAACAUCCAGGAGAACGAAAUACCUGAAAACUGUUUACAGCGCCGUCCCCCACACCACUCCACUUCUCUUGCUACCAAGACUGCCAUCUUGGAGAAGGUCAAUCAAGUGCGUCGGAUUCAGAGGGCAAAGCAGUUAGCAGAGAAGCACAAGUUGAGUCAGAAAGUCAUGAAGAGGCAGAACCGUGCCAGAGAGUGCCGCCCACAACGGGCCAAACACCAAGGCCACUUUGUCUACCAACCAUGCCAGCGCCAGUACAACUACUAAGCUACUUCAGGAAGUCUACACUGUGGGGCAUUAUCCUUUUAACUUUUAGCUUCACUAGCUCUUCACAAUGCUUUUUCCAUCCAAGAGGGUUGUCUUCACUCAUUUUCUGAAAUUAAUCGUCCCUCCCUGUGAGACCUUCCUACAUUCUCAUGAACUUGCAACAUUAAAUGGUAGAUCUUUUGUGGGCUUUUCUUGAGCUUUAUUCCCCACCCUGUUUUUAGCAAAAAGUAUGUUUUUCUGAUCAAUGACUUCUUUUUUUGCAUUUAAUGUCCCAUCUCCUACUCUACAUCCUAUUUCCAGAUUUUGAUUUGGAUCUCAUAGUGAAUGAAACACAACAUGCCUUGCUAACAUUAAGAAACAAGACAGCAAGUCAACUUUGAAUCUCCAAUAUAUGGUUUUUUUAAGUGUUGGAAAAACAUAUAUGUAUCUUGGUUGUUAAGAGAGACCAUGUUUCUUGUGUGAGUGUGUUUCUUGGUCCUUAGGUAGCAUGAAUUCACACACUGGCUAUUGUAGCAGUUGCCAGUGUUAGACUAAUUUGGUGCUUCCAGUGAAUAUAUCACCUUUAUUUUAAUUUAAAUAAGUUACAGCAGGAAUAUGGUGCCCUGUCAUUUCUUUUCAUCCCUUGUUAUUGCACUAGAGAGCCUGUGACAUCAGUGCCUUUCUUUUUGACAUCAUGCUCAUGACAAAAAAAAAACCCUAAUAGAUUGUGAUGUCAAAUGGAGAUACCAGGUUCCUGUGCAAAAUGGAACACACACACACACACACAAACCAACAAGAAAGAAGCCUAACGAAUCCCAAGUUAAAG